Messenger RNA from Rangifer tarandus platyrhynchus (Svalbard reindeer), 639 nucleotides. The record is from the annotation of a GenBank genome assembly. NCBI's taxonomy places the organism in Eukaryota, Metazoa, Chordata, Mammalia, Artiodactyla, Cervidae.
AUGACCAGUUGUGGCCAGCAGUCCCUGAACGUGCUCGCCGUCCUCUCGUUGCUGAUUUCUGCAGCCUUGCCCGCGCAUUUCCGGGUCUGUGAGCCGUACACGGACCACAAAGGCCGCUACCACUUCGGCUUCCACUGCCCCCGGCUCUCGGACAACAAAACGUUCAUCCUUUGCUGUCACCAUAACAACACGGUUUUCAAAUACUGCUGCAACGAGACAGAGUUCCAGGCGGUGAUGCAGGCGAACCUCACGGCCGGCUCCGAGGGCUACAUGCACAACAACUACACCGCCUUGCUGGGAGUGUGGAUCUACGGCUUCUUCGUGUUGGUGUUGCUGGUCCUGGAUCUUUUGUAUUACUCGGCGAUGAACUACGACAUCUGCAAGGUUUACCUGGCGCGGUGGGGCAUCCACGGACGGUGGGUGAAACAGGACCCCCGGCGGUGGGGGAACCCUGCCCGGGCCCCCCGGCCAGGGCAGCCGGCCCUGCAGCCCCAGCCUCCCCCAGGCUCCCUGCCGCAAGCCACCCAGGCCGUACACACGCUGCAGAGAGACAGCCACAGCCCGCCGCUGAUGACCUUCCAGAGCUCGUCCGCCUGCUUGGCUGAUUGGCCCCCACCAAUAGGAGGAGUCUUGCCCUAG